UUUAUACACACACACACGAACAUUGGAAAUAUUCCAACAACAAAAACAAAAGGGAACAAGUGUUUCUAAUGUAAACACUUGGAGUAUUUCGGUUUAGAGUAAAUAUUCAAAUUUCAUUAAUCAUGGGACCUGAAAUGAGAAAAAAUGUUCUUCAGAUAAUUUAGUGCGAAUUUUGAAAUCGAAGUGAUUUGUGGGUUAAGUGAAGUAUUACUGUUUUUUCCAUUAAGUUAAAUAUGUUUUUAUUUAAUUCCAAAAUUUUAAGUGGAGUUUUAGCUGUUCUAACUCUAAUAAAUAUAUCAGCGGUGCAAUGUUCACCCAAACCGAAAUGGAAGUCGGGAAAAAAGGCGUUGGGAUCUUUUGCCGGUGGCUUAGCUGGCGGCAUGGCGGGUGUGGCGCUGGGCAGCUAUCUUGCCAAUCGCAACAAACCAGCCGAACCGCAAAAUGUUUAUGUGGCAAAUCCCCCAACAAUUAUUGAUAGACGUGAAACACUACCGAAUGGUUGUUACAAACAAGUCGUAAAGGAACCCAGCAGCCAUGAUCCACGGAUAUUUGUUGAGACCGAACAGCUGAUAUGUCCACCCGGUGUGCAGCAGCCAAUUGUCGUACAACAACCAACGAAUCAAGUAAUGCAACCCGUGCAACCAUUGGUCCCAACACCGGUACAAUCGAUACCCAUACCAACACUAUAUCAACCCGCUAUUGUGCAACAACCAGUAUUACCACCUGUACAACCCGUGAAUGCCCCCGCACCACCACCGGUUGUAGUUACACUUGUCAGCGUCAAUGACACAAAUCCACCUCCUAGCGUUAAUCAGCAACCGGCAACGAAUAUUUAUCCUUCUCUGAAUAUUGAUGCCAAUUCAAAUGUAACCCAUUUCAUGCCAGUUACAAACAUUGGUUAUGUAACACCUCCACCGAACAACAAUCCAGAGAUCGCCACCUCCACCCCUAGUGUUAUUUUACAAAAUGUCCUACCCCCUUCGAAUUUGAUUCCCGUCACUCCGGUGUAUUAUCAUCCGGUGGCAGAUGUUAAUCAAAACGUUGCAAAUAAUCAGCCGCCAUCGAACAGUGCCUCUUUGGCUCCAGUAAAUCCUGUCGUUCCUCAAACCAAUGUUGCUGCACCAUCACCCAUCGCCGUUUCAAAUCCACCCCAACAACCCGUAGGCGUUCAGCAACCUGCAACCGGAGGUUCACCCCAGGUUUAUGUGCUUUCCAAAAAAACCGGAAUCUAUGGCAAAGAGAAAAAGAACAGUGCCAACAAUGCAGCAGUUUCGGGAUAUUUGUUGGUGGCAUUGUUAGGGGUGUACUUGGGUUUAAAUUCAUUUUUUUAGAAAAGUAUUUGAAAUGUAUUUGAAAUAUAAAAUAAAUAUUUUAUGAAAUUUAAAUAACAAACAUUAACUCAAGAGUGGGAUAAUUAAAAAAUAUUUUUUUUUGAUUUAGCCAUUCCUAUUUUUUCUACGAAUCUUACUUUAUGUUUCUAUCAAACUUCCAUAUUGAAGUUGGAUACGACAAAAUUCGCUAUCCUCGAUUUCGUCCCCACCAAUGUUGAAUUGUUAAUUGUUGUUAUUUUUGUUAAAAAUGAAUUUUCAAAUAAAUAAACAUAAUUUGCUGUC
Messenger RNA from Musca domestica (house fly), 1613 nucleotides. RefSeq lists its product as uncharacterized. Bases 234 to 1331 code for a protein of 365 amino acids. Lineage: Eukaryota; Metazoa; Arthropoda; Insecta; Diptera; Muscidae. The transcript has 2 exons. The record is from RefSeq and is a predicted model, not a curated record.